GAUUUAGUUUACGGUUCGGUUUGGUUUUAACCAAAUCCAUGAACACCCCUAGACUAUUCUUGAAUGUCUGUAUAUCCUCUUGGCAAGUUUACAUUUUUGCACACUUUUACAUAAUAAAUAGCCUACGACCAAGUAUGGAAGAGUGCCGGCAGAGUUUCCAGUGCUCCGGUGACCGUAGACUGGAGAUCGUUAGCGGAAGAGGAGUCAACAACAACCAGGUAAGUCGAGCUCGGUCACCGGAUCUGGCAGGAGUGACGAGCAGGGGAACGUGGCCGAGUCAGGUGGCAGCAGCACCUUCAUCAAAUAAGCCAUGGGGAUUCAAUGAUCCAGAGAUGAAGAGACGAAAGAGAAUAGCAAAAUACAAAGUUUACACUAUUGAAGGCAAGGUCAAAACUUCAAUUAGGAAUGGACUAAGGUGGUUCAAGAAUAAAUGCUCAGAAAUUAUCCAUGGCUAUUGACGGAGAAUGCGGUUCUUUCCCGGACCCUGCUAACACGGAAUGCUUUGUGCAUCGGGCUAUCCUGCGAGUCAACAUGAUCUGUUUGUGAGUUUUGAAAGUUGUAAGAUACAGAGGAAGGUGAAGACAUAGAGGUAACUGGUGACAGGUCUAAUUUCAUAUGUUGUACUUAGGAUGUUUUGUUUCAUUUUUUUGUCAAUUCUAAUUUGAUUGAAUGUCAUUUUAUUAAUGUUUACAAUUGAGAUUAAUUUCUUCCUUACAAGCUUUAAAGUCA
Capsicum annuum is the source of this 729-nucleotide messenger RNA. RefSeq lists its product as uncharacterized. NCBI's taxonomy places the organism in Eukaryota, Viridiplantae, Streptophyta, Magnoliopsida, Solanales, Solanaceae. Bases 39 to 458 code for a protein of 139 amino acids. The record is from RefSeq and is a predicted model, not a curated record. The transcript has 2 exons.